AUAACGAUUGUGAUAUAAUGAAUCAACAAACACGUAACCUCAUUUUUCUACUCUCAUUAACGAAAUCUUUAUUACGAAAUAACCCUUACUACAAAAUAGUAUGGCUAUUCAUGAAAUACGCGCGACGAAAAUUUGAUAGAUUAAUGAACAAUCAACAACUCAUUAGCCCCGUGCCUGACGAAAUUCUCGAAAGAGUCGUUGAGCAAAAUAAUGACAAUGACAAUCCAGGUUACGAGUGUUGUGCAUUGGCAAGUUGUACAGAUAUUGCAAUAAAAGGUUGGCAAAUCAUUUGUUCCAAUGUAUCUCAAAAAAAGUACAAAAUCUUUGUCAUUCCUUGUGACAAUUGGCCGAACAAAGGAGUUUUUGUAUCUGAAACAAUGAAACACAACAUAGAACAAAAAUUGGGGCACAAGCUCAAAGAGCAAUCAUAUUUUGUAAUGCCGAUUAAAGAUGAAACGAUUCUUAUUGCAACAGAGGCAAAUGUUUCGUUAGUUUCUGAUGUGCAUGGAAAUUCCACAGAAUUUGUGGAUUCUCUGCUAAAGACGUACUUCAAAGUUCCUCGAUAUAUGAAAAUUGGGGAUCUAUUUGUCGUGGACUCAAAAAAAUAUGCACCAGAUGAUUUUUAUUCAGGCAAAAAUUAUCCUUUCAAAGUCCACUUCAGGGUCAAUGCUCUGAAGGUUAAAAAUGGAAACACCGUGGAAAGAAUUCACGAAGCUUAUCUAGUCCAGGAGAAUACCACCCUUAUGCAAUCACCAAACGCUUUCUCUUAUCGUCCUCGGGAAGUUUUAGAACGUCCUAAAUUUCAGUCAGGCUUGCCUGUUGAUCUUUGUAUAGAAAUUUCUUCCGCUGCCAAUUGUCCACCAUUUUUGCAAACGAAACUCAAAGUUCUCUCCGAAUGUACUUUGCCGUUCAUUCAGAAAGAUAAGAAAUUGAAGAUUCGUCCUGUUUUUCUUGUCAAGGGUGCCCCAGGGAGCGGGAAAUUCAAGCUCAUCGAAUGUAUGGCAAAAAGGAACGGUUUUAAUCUCGUGAACGUAGAUUUCUCAGAAAUACAAUGUUCAUCAGCAGCCCAAACGGAAGCAAAGCUCCGCAUCGUUUUACAAAAUGCUCGAUCAAGCGUGCCUUGUAUUUUGAGAUUGAGCAACAUUCAGAUUUUCGGGAAAAAUGCGGAAGGCAAAAAAGACGAGAGAAUCAUCAGCGCGUUUGCCUUAGAGCUUGAGAAGUUGGCCGAUUCUGAAUCGGAGUUUCCAGUCAUCAUUAUCGCGACAUUGGAAAAUGAUGAGCUCGAGGCCGAUGUCGAAAGAUUGUUCAUCGAAACAAUUAGCAUUGAACAUCCGAACAAAAUGGAAAGAGCUGAAAUGCUAUCCUGGUUGCUCAAAACCAAAGGACUUUUGUACCAAGGAAAUUUAAUUACAAUUGCAGGAUCAGUAUCGGAUUUUGAGUUCGCUGAUCUCGAAGCACUUGUUUUGCAAAGUGUGAAAAUUGCGUAUCAAUCUUUGCCAGUGGAAGAGCGAGGCAGCCGUUUGACUUUGAACGAAGAUCAUUUUCUUCAAGCUUGCGAAUUGAUGCAAAGCGCGUUUUCCGACCGAGUCGGUGCUCCACGAAUACCGAAAGUUUAUUGGGAGGAUAUCGGAGGUUUGGCCAAUUUGAAACACGAGAUAAAACGUCGAAUCGAAUUACCGAUGUUGAACACAAUGGGCCUUGGAAGAUCCGGCAUUUUAUUGCACGGUCCUCCCGGCACAGGAAAAACUCUACUGGCCAAAGCCGUCGCCACGGAAUGUCAACUUCAUUUCAUGUCUGUCAAAGGACCCGAAUUAUUGAACAUGUACGUUGGCCAAAGCGAGAAAAAUAUCAGACAAGUUUUCGAGAGAGCUCGAGCCGCGGCUCCUUGCGUAAUAUUUUUCGACGAAUUGGAUUCGCUAGCUCCAAAUCGUGGUCGGAGCGGUGACAGCGGCGGCGUGAUGGAUCGAGUCGUAUCGCAGUUACUCGCCGAAAUGGACGGUUUGGAGAGCGCGGGAAGCAUAUUCAUAAUCGGGGCGACGAAUCGUUUCGAUUUGAUAGACCCGGCGUUGCUGAGGCCGGGUAGAUUCGACAAAAUGCUUUACGUCGGUGUUUAUAACGAUCGGGAUUCCCAGCUGAGUGUACUGCGGGCGGUGACCCGUCGUUUUCGGCUGAAAAAUAACGGGGACGAAUUAGAAGAGAUCGUUGAUAAAUUGCCGAAAAAUUUGACCGGAGCUGAUCUCUACGCUGUUUGUUCGGACGCAUGGCUCUUAGCGGUGCGUCGAUACUUCAAAAAUCUUGAAAGCGUCGACACCGAUGAGAUUGCGAAGCAAGAGCUCGCUGAGGAUGGCUGCAGAAAUGGUGUAAUCGUCGAGCUCGAGGAUUUCUUGGAUGCUGCAAAAAAUCUUGCCCCCUCUUUAAGCGCCGCAGAAUUGGCGCACUACGAAAAACUCGGAAUGGAAUUUUCUUCGGCCAGAUAACGACAGCGGCGUUAUUAACAAUAUCAGCAACGAUAAAUAUAAAGAAAAUCGGAAAAAGUAUUGCCCAGUAUGCCGCAACAAUUUUCUUCUUGAAAGCUCGCUCAGGGAGAAUCCAAUAAUUUUCCAUUUGACUGAGAAAUCGUCGUUCUCAAUCCUCGCGAUACCGCAAUCCAACAUGUGAACUUUGAAUGACUGAUUAUAAAAGUUGUUACGUUUUUUUUAAUCUUACAGUAUCGAUUGAGCCGGACCUUCUCUAUCUUUAGAUUUGUAAUGUCACAAGUCCUGUCGCUUUUGCACGUGAUCGUGCUCAACGAUACACGGAUAUAUUUUUCACGGUAAAAACAUGAAACGCAGUUAAAAACAGCAUGCUUCGUAUGCUCUGAAAUUUAAUGAUUGCCGAAUCGCCGUUAUUAUACACGGAAAUAUCAAAUUAAUUCAUCGCUUUUUCUCCUUUUUUUAUCAAAAAGCGUUUUCCACUCAUCCACGAGGACGGGAUUUUCUUUCAACCACUCGUUGGAAAAUCCCGGUUCCACUUGAAAAAUAAAACUAUCCGAUGUUGAUCUUCAGUCGCCGGAUAUUUUCGGAUAAUUAUUUGAUUUUUUUGUGAUAUUUCUCUGCGAUUUCAAUCGACGACGUCGAUAAGUGGCUUUCAAAUGAUUAACUGAUAAUAUUUUGAACGAUAAAAAUGUAUUGCGGUAUCGUAAAAGGAGAAGGUCGUACUUUUUGAAGAUCAAUCAUAACUGUCAAAACUUUUGUCAUACUUAUGUAGAAAAAUCUAGGAUGAAUCGAGAACUGAGCAAUCAAACUUUAAGAAUUAAGAGAGCAGAACGUUGAAGCGAAUUUGCCUCAUUGAACCGAUACUUUGACAAUUUUUUAGCCUCUUCUCAACGUGCCAAUUGAACCAAUGAAUUUUUUAACAAUUUUUUCACGAAACGCAAAUGAGAAAGCACAAAAAGGCAGCUAAACUGUUUAUGUAUGAAUACAGUCAAUUUUCCAUCGUUCCAAGUCAAUAUUUCGAGCAAUUAUUUUCGGAUUUUCAUGCUCAGUUUCUCUCCUCUCGUAUGAAUGUUGCGGAAGGUAUUUUAAUAUUUUAUAUAAAUUGUUAUCUGGAGCGAGUGGGAUAAAGAAAGAUGGUCGAUCGGUCCGAUAUUGUAAAAUAAAUAAUUACGUUUUUAUUAUCAUUAAAAAAUCGAGAUUAUGUUUAACAGUA
This is a messenger RNA of Venturia canescens, 3687 nucleotides long. It is a transcript of the gene Pex6, whose product is annotated as peroxin 6. Gene Ontology annotation, molecular function: ATP binding; ATP hydrolysis activity. The record is from RefSeq and is a predicted model, not a curated record. The transcript is spliced from 6 exons. Gene Ontology annotation, cellular component: peroxisomal membrane; cytosol. Gene Ontology annotation, biological process: protein import into peroxisome matrix. The coding region runs from base 18 to 2477 and encodes 819 amino acids. NCBI's taxonomy places the organism in Eukaryota, Metazoa, Arthropoda, Insecta, Hymenoptera, Ichneumonidae.